CAUGCAGAUCUACCACGGCAGCGUCGACACCACCCUCUACCCGCAGAAUUACUACGAGACCGUCAAGCAGUGGGCCGGCGUCUGGGGGUAUACCUACGACGCGCCCCAGGCGACGGAGCCGAGUACCCCCGAGGCGAACUAUGAGACCACGGUGUGGGGACCGGGGUUGCAGGGCAUCUUUGCUACUGGGGUCGGGCACACGGUGCCGAUUCAUGGGGAGAGGGAUAUGGAGUGGUUUGGGUUUGCUUGAUUUUUCUUGGGUUGGGGGGUUGUAGGUUGGUAAAUGGGACUAUUUGUGCUGCUUGAAGAUGAAGGUGGGCUUGAUGCUUUGAUGAUGGUGUGCUGAUUUGAGCUUUGGAAUGAGAGAGCGGACCUGGGUGUUGUUGGGCUAGCGGUGAAAUUUUCUUGAAUAUAUGGUUGUUCUGCUGGGGCGCACGCAUAUAACUGUUUUCUACCAAGAGAAAGGGAAAAGAAAAGACGUUGCUUGGGAGGAAG
Messenger RNA from Aspergillus aculeatinus CBS 121060, 495 nucleotides. RefSeq names its product acetyl xylan esterase. The transcript has a single exon. The record is from RefSeq and is a predicted model, not a curated record. Lineage: Eukaryota; Fungi; Ascomycota; Eurotiomycetes; Eurotiales; Aspergillaceae. The annotation marks the transcript as partial.